AUGUCUUCAGUGGCACCCACAAUAAAACCGAUUAAGAGUGACGAGCCCCUCGUUGCAGUGCUGGGCCGCCCGUUAACGAUCUCCGUAUUUGUCGAAGCCCGCCCCAAGCCCAACGUCAAGUGGCAAAUCGGGAGGAAGAGAGUUAAAGAAUCAGCAAAGUAUCAUCUGAAAUGCGAAGAGGUGAAAGGCAGGUAUGAUCUGAUCGUUCAGAAAGCUACCGAAGAUUUGAAUGAAGGUGUGUGGGUCGUCGCAUCGAACCAGGCGGGCGAAGAUUGCUGCCAUUUGAUUGUUCAAACUAUUGCUGCUAGUAACAGUAAUCCGUCUUAUGUUGACAUCACCAAUGAGAAUGUGACAAUAACUGAAAAAGAGGUUCACGUUAGUGAAGAUGAAGACUCAAUUAAAAUAACUGAAAAACAUAGAACAGUCAAACACAAAAGAACUAUAUCAAUGACGGAAAUAAACUCAGAAAAUUUGGACAAAUACUUAGGCAUCAGUGAAGUUCCUAACAUAUCAGUUGAAACAAAUAUCAAUGUACCUAAAAGAAAAAUAAAAAAUGGCGUAGAUAGAAAAUUAAAUUCAUCAGAAUCUGUCUCUGAAACUAAUCUCGAUGACCCUUACAUAAGACUUCCUAAAAAGGUAAAAAACAAACAGCCAAAAGAUGUAAAUCAACUUAAAGAUGAGAACAAUAAUAUAGACGUAGAAAAACCACCACAGAAACAAAGCAGUAUUAAAAAGCCUAAAUCAAACAACAACAACAACAACAACAACAACAACAACAACAACAACAACAGUGAAGCAUUAGGUCCACCUCUUAAGAACGAUGAUGUAAAAAUUAAGAUAAACGGUCCAAAAAAUCAUGAAAUGAUUGAAACGGAUUUAGAUAAAUUUGAACAGACAAGCAAAAAAGAAAUGGCGAAAAGGAAAAAUAACAAAAUUGAGGAUGAAGAUGAUGAGGAAGAGGAGAUAGAUGAAAAAGAAAAAGAAGAGGAAGAGAAAAAAAAACAUAAAAAUGCCAAGCAGGAUGUUUUGUGGGAAAUUUACGGUAAAAAUGUCAUAGAACUUUGCAAUGAAAUAUUGAAGAAUUAUGACUACGGUUAUGUUGAAGAUACUGAUGAAAAUGAAAAAGAAAGCAGUGAGAACCAAGGAGAAACAGCUGAUGAGGAAGAAAAGGACGAAACAAAAGAAGUGGUUAAUGUGAAAAACAAAAAUGACGACAAAAAAGUCGAUAAAAUGAAUGAUGAAAACACAACUGGCGAUAACAAAAAAAAUAAAAUUGUCACAAAUAACGACAAAUCUGAUGAGAUGACAAAUAAAUUAGAAAACAAACUGCCAAGAUCUUUUUCAAAUUCUAAAAAUUUUUCUGAUGAAAAUGUUCAUGUACCAGACAAACAAUCUAGCGCAGCUCCAAAAGUCACACCUGAUCAAAUACAGAUAAAUAAAGUUUACACAAAGGCGGAAACAGAUCAAACGGAGAAGAACGAUGAUUUUAAUAAAAAUGGACAGAUUGAUAAAAAUCCUUCCAAAGAUGACGCCCAUGCCAACGAUAAUUUGAAAAAAUUGUCCACGAAACCGGCUGUUGAUCCAGUUGAAAAGAAACCAAUACUAAAUACAAAACCUGCAACGAACGAUUCAAAUAAAAACAAUGAACUCAUAAAAGAUGUAAAAGUUGAUUCAAAGAAACCAGAAGACAAAACACUCAUUAAUGAUAAUUCAAUUAAAACAACUCCAAACAUAGCAACAGGUCCAAUACGAAAAAGCACAGCUGACGUAAAAGCAGAUGAAACGAAUAAAGACAAGGAUGUAAACAAAAAUUACCCCAAAAAAUUUGAAAACAAUGAACCCACCAGCGACAAUUCAAAGCCAAUAUCACCGCCAAAAAAUGAAAAUAAAACGCUCAUUAAAGAUGGUUCAAUUAAAACAAACCCAAACAUAACAACUGGUCCAAUGCAAAAAACCACAGUUGACCCGAAAGCAGAUGAAACGAAAAAAGACAGUGAUUUAGGUAAAAAUGACCCCAAAAAAUCUGAUAACAAAAUAUCCACUAGCGACAAUUCGAAGCCAAUAUCACCGCCAAAAAAUGAAGAAGCUGUGACCAUUUUGAAAGGAAAUGAUGGGAAGCCAAAAUUUUACAUCAACAAAAUUGACAACGUUCCUAUCGUUCCCAACCUUGCCCUUGUAAUGCCAAAAAAACAUUUUCCAUUUAAACCUCAAACAGACUUUAACACUGGCCCUCUAGUAACAACCAAACCACCACCCCAUCUGCCAACCGCCUCUGCUGAUCCCAAACCAAAAGUGCUGACAACGUACGUUGUUCAUAGGAGGUAUCCAAGCUACAGGAACCUCUUGGAAGCCAACAUGAACAUGAGCACGAGUAAGAAACAUACGCCCAGACAGUAUCCAAACACGCCUCGUCAGCAGAAAAAACUUGAUAAGAGUAGAAGCAGAUCAGUCGAUCUUUUAAACAAAAAAGCUGACAACGACGAUGAUGAAAAUGCUGACAUUUCACAAAACGAACGUUCCUGGGAUGAAGCCAACACGUUGCCGUCUAGACCGAAGUCAACUGAUUUCUACGUGAAAACAAAACUUCUUCCCUCUCGCAGUGAAGAACUGUUGGUCAUAAAAGGUUCAAGACUGAGACCGAGCCGAUUAGAUGACAGCGGCAGUAGGAACGAUCUGUUUAGAAGUUACCAGAGUUUGAAUACAGACAGUGAACACGGCAGUGUUAGUUCGAAAAUGGGCAAACGAACAAUGAGCAGGGAGUGGGAAAGAGUGGUGGUUACCACUACUGAGGAAACCUUCCUGGUCUCCAAAGAUGAUGAUGGCAAAACAAAAAUUGUGAAACAACCUGUAAAAGUUUCGACUGAAACUUCAACAACAGAUUUCCGCCCAACAAAACCUGACCUGACAAAAGUCGAAAAAGGCAGUGGACCGGAUAAAUGCUACGUGGGAGCCUUCCAGUCGUCAAAUGCGCAGAUGCACAUAACAGGCUCCUCGCAGACGCCUAUCGUAAUAACAGCCGAUAAAAACAUGGGUCCAGUCACUUUGAAAUUCGUUGACGGAUCUGUUGGAACAGAGGAUUUGAAAACAAAUGCAAAGUCCAAAACAGUUACAUCGGAAAUUGGAAUAGGGACGGAUGCAAAAAAAGUAACCACAGUUGGCAGGAGCACUGAAGCCAAGCCAAGCACUGGAUUUUCAAGCCAGCAGACUGAACCAGUUAUAAUAAGCAAGUAUCCAACAAAACACAAUGAUAGUUCAACACAGACGGACAAAGAAAAGGAGAAGGACAAAGACGAAAACGUGAUACCAGUAACAAUAACAUCGGAAUAUCCCGUUAUAAACUUGAUCCCAGUAAAAGAGGAAGUGAAGCCGCAAGAGUACAUAACUUCAGCUGAAUCGUACGAAUAUGGUGAGAUCAUCACUUUCUACGAUGAAAAUUCUGAGAAAGGGAAAGAGUUCGCAAAACUAAGAAAGAAAGAAUACAAAGAUAAACUGAAACCGUUGUUCAGCAUUGAACAUCUUAAUGCGUUAAAGCCAAUAAACUUCAGAGAAACUGAUAUUACAAGUUCUUCUUCAAAUGCAAAGCCAGGCGAAAUAGAAACGACGCGUUUUCAGACUGUACUCGAGGCAGACAAGCCAUCAAAAAAUGUUAACAGCAAAGAUAAUCUUGUGAGUUUAGACUUAAAUUAUUUUAAUAAUAAAUUAAAUAUAUUUGACGUAACUCCUUCAAAUCUAGAACAAGGUGCCGCGGAUUUAAAUGAGUCAAAAGAAUCGGAAGCAGAAGCAACUUUGAACGAUCAUGAGCAGAAUUCAGAUUUGAUGGAUUUUUCAACUGACGACGACUUAUUAACCUCUACUAACAUUUCAUUUUUUAAUCCCAAACCAUCUUUGAUUGAAAACACUGACUUGAAACCUUCGUUAAGAUAUAACUCUAACACUUUCAAAUUUCAAAAUAAAAAGCCAGAUUUGCUGCUUACUAGCUUUGAAUCUAACACAAACGAGCAAGAUAAUUUGACCCAGGCGGCGCAUAACCCAUCGGAAGAAAUUGUCGAGGAGAUGAUAAACUCUCUGAGCAACGGUAGCAACGUAUCAAUACAUAACAAUUCGUAUGAUAAAUUGAUAGAGUCAGUUAACAACAAACGAUGUAAGGACAAAUACUAUGGCCCAAUGAACAACUUCACAUGGGAUUUCCUGAACCGAGAACAGUCGCAGGAGUUGAAGAGGAGAAUGAAGUUGAGUCCCAUGGAUAGCAAACGCAUCCUUCUCAGUAACGCAGACCUUUGUCAGACCAUCUGUCAAGAUUUUGGAGAUUCUGUCGACAAAGAUGAUCACAACAUUGCUUCAAAUUUUCAUUUAGAAGGUAGCAAACCAAACAAAGUUUCACCAGAUGGACAAAACUUCCAAAACGAGAGUGCAAAUUUCCCUCAUUUACACAAAGAAAUGAUUGAGGAGAAAGAGCGCUUCUUCAACACUAUUAGCUAUCUCAGUAAGUCUUAG
This is a messenger RNA of Helobdella robusta, 4494 nucleotides long. RefSeq lists its product as hypothetical. The coding region runs from base 1 to 4494 and encodes 1497 amino acids. The record is from RefSeq and is a predicted model, not a curated record. Lineage: Eukaryota; Metazoa; Annelida; Clitellata; Rhynchobdellida; Glossiphoniidae. The transcript has 2 exons.